Messenger RNA from Trichoderma asperellum CBS 433.97, 419 nucleotides. The record is from RefSeq and is a predicted model, not a curated record. NCBI's taxonomy places the organism in Eukaryota, Fungi, Ascomycota, Sordariomycetes, Hypocreales, Hypocreaceae.
CUUAUUCCUAUGGUACAAAUUAUAUCUCUUGUGACCAUAGAGGUCACUGAAAAUGACCUUAUUAAGCGAUGCGAGAAAGAAGUGGGAAAGGAAUGCUUAAGUCCUGAAUGGAAGGAUUAUAAGGACGGCGAUGAAGUUAUACUUAGGGAUAAUACAGCAGCAAUACUUGUUGAAGUCUCUGAAACAUCAGCCCAAAUUAGGUUUUACCACUACGGGUCUACUACUAAAUUUUUAAAAACAGUAGCACCAUAUCAGUAUAAAUUACACACAGCUAUUAUACCGUGGGAACCAGGGUUAGGAUUUGUUUGUUAUGGAGAAGAUGAGGAUAGUAAUGGUUUGAAGAUAUAUAAGACGUGUAAAAUAGGAAUUGUUAAGGUUGCUUCUUAAAUAUAGUAUGCCGAACUUAUAUAUGUAAGAGA